AUGUAUACUGACGACAAUUAUACAGAUAAAGAAAGUGAAGGUGAAGACAGAAGUCCCUACAAUUGCUCAAGUAUCACAAAAAAGUCGUUGUCCACUGUCGGAUUUAGAAAUAACAUUGAAAAUCAAAAUGUGAGAUCUUUGGCGAUUCGUGCGACGCAAUCUUUCACUGGAGGAGUUGAAGAGUUAAGAUUGUGUGGGAAUUUUCAGAAAAUAAAUUUAUGUAACAGGAUAAAUGUGUCGAGUCCUAAGGUAACUACAGUAUGCCCAUGUGGAUGUUUAUUAAGACCUGCUACCACAGGCCCUUUUCGAACUCGAGAACAGAAUACACUAGCACUGCAUGUAGUGUCACCUGAAGUUCUUAAUUAUCAUGGAUAUUGCUAUGAUCCCAGUCAAAUAGCUAUGUUUUGGAAAAAAGACUGUAGAAUGUUCCUAUGGAAAGGAAAUGCUAAAAUGAAAAAUAUAAUCGUUGCAGACUCUCAAAAAAAUAAUUCAGCAUUUUGA
Galleria mellonella (greater wax moth) is the source of this 501-nucleotide messenger RNA. RefSeq lists its product as uncharacterized. The transcript has a single exon. Lineage: Eukaryota; Metazoa; Arthropoda; Insecta; Lepidoptera; Pyralidae. The record is from RefSeq and is a predicted model, not a curated record. Bases 1 to 501 code for a protein of 166 amino acids.